UAAUCUAUCCAUAAAACUGCAGUCUUUUCUGUUAGAUAUACUGACUGUAUACAGAUAUGUAAAAUUAGAAUUUACUAAAAACACUGUCUGAAAGCCCACCUCGUUACGCUCCAUACAGUCUAUUACGCUCACAGCUCCACAGCGCCGCCUGGAGUUUGCGCCGCGCACGUACAGCGGUAGGAAGUGUUUCGGAAGUACGCGCAAACCAGAGACGAGACUCCACGGAAAGGGCGGAGGAAAGGGGAGGCUGCUGCCGAUUACUGGAUUGUAAACUGACGAACCAUUGUGUGCACCAGCAGCUUGGCAAAUUAUCAACAUUAUUUAUAUCACACAAGUUGGACAAAAACUUGGAAACAGCUUAGGUCAGGUUGGACGUAACCCAACGUAAGCCUCCUUCUCUGCCCUUCCUGCUCUGUUCUGUCUAUUCCUGUUACAGAGACAGUUGGAGCGGAUUCUGCUGGUGGGUCGGAGGGCACCUGGAGUUUGCCAGGGCCAUGACUUUAGGGUGAAGGGGCGUCCGUGUGGGGGACACAGUCAGAUUUUAGGGUGAGGCGGGGGUGUAGGGCCGAGGGCAGAGGUCGUAGCCGUGGAGAUGAAGCUCAAACAGCGCAUGGUGGUGCUGUGUGCUGUGCUGCUUCUCUUGGGCCUGGCCAAGAUCUUUCUGCUGGAUGGAGGCGAGGGGUCUGCAGCCAGCCGCCGGGACCUCCGGGCGUUUCGCAAGAUGGAGGCCGGUUUGUCUCUGUCUCGCGGUGCUCGGCUCACACACACCCUGCAGUCGCCCUGGGAGAUUGCAAGUCAGUGGGUGGGUCCUAGGGAGGUGUACCCAGAAGAGACUCCUGAAUUAGCAGCAGUCCUCACAGCGCUCAGCACAGCCCGGAUCGAACGUGCCGAUGUGGGCUAUAAGGGGACGCAGCUCAAAGCUCUGCUGGUCCUGGAUGGGGGGCAGAAAGUAGUCUUCAAACCCAAGAGGUACAAUAGAGACUACAUAGUGGAGGGUGAGCCCUAUGCUGGUUAUGACAGACAUAAUGCAGAGGUGGCCGCUUUUCACCUGGACAGGAUCCUUGGGUUCAGAAGAGCUCCUUUGGUAGUGGGACGCUACGUGAACCUGCGAACAGAGAUCAAACCAGUGGCCACUGACCAACUGCUCAGCACCUUCCUCACGCAAGGUAAUAAUAGUUGUUUCUAUGGAAAGUGUUACUACUGUCGGGAGAGUGAGCCGGCCUGUGCAGAGGGGGAGAUCAUGGAGGGCUCAUUAACCCUUUGGUUGCCGGACGUGUGGCCUCUACAGAAGCACAGACACCCCUGGGGCAGGACCUACCGGGAGGGCAAACUGGCAAGGUGGGAGUAUGAUGAAAGCUACUGUGAUGCUGUGAAGAAAAUGCCUCCGUACGAUGCAGGCCCCAGACUCCUGGAUGUUAUCGACACAGCCAUAUUUGAUUAUCUGAUUGGAAACGCCGACCGCCAUCACUACGAAAGUUUCCAGGACGAUGGAGGAGCCAGCAUGCUUAUCCUACUUGACAAUGCCAAGAGUUUUGGGAACGCUGCCCUUGAUGAGAGGAGUAUUCUGGCACCCCUCUAUCAGUGCUGCAUGAUUCGAGUCUCUACGUGGAACAGACUAAACUUGUUGAAGAACGGGGUUUUGAGUUCAGCGAUGAGACAGGCGCUGACCUUUGACUCUAUUCACCCGGUUUUGGCUGAGUCCCACUUGGCAGCUCUGGACCGGCGACUCUCUGGGAUCAUAGCCACAGUCAAACAAUGUAUGGAAGCAUCUGGCCCAGACAUUACACUAAUAGAGGACCGAAUGAACCUCCCUCAUCCAUAAACAAAAUGGGACAACAAGUGCCUGGAUGAGAUAUAAGAGAAGAACUGAUUAAACUAUUUAUAAAACUCUAUAAAAUGACUAGAGACAAGGUGAAUUAUGAACUACAAACUUCACCUGCUUUUUUACACCUCACUGAAGAUGACAUUUUCAGUGUUUGAAAAGAUUUUUUCUCAACAGUGCACUACCGAUGAGAUCUGCUGUAUCUUUGACAACUACUGGACAAAACUGUAGACAUUAAAUUACAAUAUGAGCCAUUACACAAUUAAAGGAAAGACAGUUUUGUUUUAAUGGAUUUAAAGCUGCCGAGUUCUGAAAUAUGUAAAUGACAAUUAGGGAUUUCAAUUAGAUUUUUCACUUUUAUGUCCAUAAUCUAGUCACAUUUUUAAGUGGUUUAAUUUAAUAAGAAAGUGUAUUGCACACAAUUGGCUUAAUAUUUUAAUUGAAUAUUUAGUGUAUAAAUACCUUUUUAAUAGGGUUUAUUUUUUUAAUUGGCUUUCAUUAACUGCAAAUAUAAAAAGUUUCAGUUACAUUUUAUAAAAUAUUGAAGACAUUUGCCUACCUGCUAUAUAAUAUAAAUUUAAUUUUGAAUUAAACUACUGAAAAAAUGGUUUUGUCCAAUAUUCUAACCCUUUGAUGUAAUCCAAAGGCUACCGGACGCUGCCAGGUUGUAUAUAUUUAUCUGGGUUGGAGGAUAUGAAAACGUGUGUGUGUGUGGGAUAUUAGAAAGCUACUGACAUUACAGUUCUGACUUUAGGGGAAAUGAAUAAGUCAUGACACCAGGUACAAGGUUCAACAUUAAAGUACAGUUUGGAUCUC
Messenger RNA from Boleophthalmus pectinirostris (great blue-spotted mudskipper), 2638 nucleotides. RefSeq names its product FAM20B glycosaminoglycan xylosylkinase (gene fam20b). The record is from RefSeq and is a predicted model, not a curated record. The coding region runs from base 593 to 1822 and encodes 409 amino acids. NCBI's taxonomy places the organism in Eukaryota, Metazoa, Chordata, Actinopteri, Gobiiformes, Gobiidae. Gene Ontology annotation, molecular function: phosphotransferase activity, alcohol group as acceptor. The transcript has 9 exons. Gene Ontology annotation, cellular component: Golgi apparatus. Gene Ontology annotation, biological process: protein phosphorylation.